Molecule: messenger RNA, 2118 nt
Organism: Cutaneotrichosporon cavernicola
Lineage: Eukaryota; Fungi; Basidiomycota; Tremellomycetes; Trichosporonales; Trichosporonaceae
Gene: GSH1
Exons: 7
Coding region: 1-2118 (705 amino acids)
Biological process (GO): glutathione biosynthetic process
Cellular component (GO): glutamate-cysteine ligase complex
Molecular function (GO): glutamate-cysteine ligase activity
Source: RefSeq, a predicted model, not a curated record
AUGGGCCUCCUUGCCCUCGGAACCCCACUCGACUGGCCUGACACAAAGCCCCUCGCCGAGCACAUUCGCAACCAUGGCAUCACCCAGUUCCUCAACACCUGGAAGCGCUGGAAGGGCCGCUCCGGCGAGGGCCUCCUUUGGGGUGAUGAGAUCGAGUACCUCGUUGCCUCUAUGGACACCACCGAAAACAAGGCCUACUUGAGCUUGCGCCAGUCUGAGAUUCUCGAGAAGCUCCAGAACGCGACCGUCGACCCCGAGCUCGAAAAGGUCAAGCCUGAAUCAUGCCGAGAAAUGCCGACCUUCCACCCCGAGUAUGGACGUUUCAUGAUCGAGUCCACUCCCGGCUACCCGUACACGGGACAGCUGAGCGACCUCGUCAACGUUGAGUGUGACAUGCGCUUCAGGCGCAAGAUUAUUCGCUCGCACCUCCUUCCCAACGAGCUCCCGAUCACUUUGACCAGCUGGCCCCGUCUCGGCGUCGAGAACGCGCUCUUCACUGACCCCCCUUCCUACCCCGACCCCGAGCACACCUCGAGCAAGAGCCAGUAUGUUGGCCAGCUCAUUACCAACCCGCACGCGCGCUUCCCCACUCUCACAGCCAACAUUCGUCAGCGGCGAGGGUCGCUCGUCGACAUCCGUCUGCCACUCUUCAUCGACGAGCACACGCAGCUGCCCGAGGGAUCCAAGGUUCCGCUCUCGAAGACUAACCCAAAGGUUCCUGCCAAGCCCCUGCCGGGUACGCCGUACAUCCACAUGGACGCCAUGGGCUUCGGCAUGGGCUGCUGCUGCCUGCAAAUCACCUUCCAGGCGUGGGACGUCGGAGAGGCGCGCACGGUAUAUGACGCGCUGGUGCCCGUCGCGCCGAUUAUGCUUGCACUCACGGCUGGAGCACCAGCGUUCCGUGGACGGCUGGCUGAUGUCGAUGCGCGCUGGAACGUUAUUGCGGCUGCGGUCGACGACCGCACGGAGGAGGAGCGCGGGCUCAAGCCGCUCAAGGAGUCCAAGUACCGUGUCCCCAAGUCGCGCUACGACUCUGUCAGCCUGUACAUUGCCAACGAUGAGCGCAACAAGCCCGAGUACUCUGAUAUCUCGGCGCCGAUCAACGAGGGCGUGCGCCAGCGGCUGCUGAACGCCGGGUUGGACGACAAGAUGGCGUCGCACAUUGGCCACCUGUUUAUCCGCGACCCGCUCGUUCAGUUCUCGGAGACGAUCGACCAGAACGACGAGGAGAGCAUGGACCACUUUGAGAACAUUCAGUCGACGAACUGGCAGACGGUGCGGUUCAAGCCGCCUCCGGUCAACUCGGACAUUGGAUGGCGCGUCGAGUUCCGCCCCAUGGAGAUCCAGAUGACCGACUUUGAAAACGCGGCGUUCUCGAUCUUCAUCGUGCUCCUCACCCGCGCGAUCAUCAGCUUCAAGCUCAACUUCUACAUGCCCAUCUCGCAGGUUGACGAGAACAUGCAGCGCGCACAGGAGCGCAACGCUGCGCGUUCCCAAUCCUUCUUCUUCCGCAGGCACGUCUUCCCCGACGACCUGUCGACGUACGACCUCGACUCGCGGCCUGUCAGUCCGCCCAGCGAGCCGAUCAACGGCAGCCUGCACGAGGAGAACGGCUUUAGCAACGGACACUCGCACACGAACGGCUUUGCGAACGGACACGGCGCACGUACGCCCAAGCACCUCCGCAGCCCCAACCACCUCCGCACAGCCAGCAGCUUCAGCUCGUGCGCGUCCCUGCUGGAGGAGGAGGCCGACGAGGGACCCGAAGUCAUCGCAAUGAGUCUUGACGAGGUCAUCAACGGCCGCGAGGGCUUCCCGGGUCUCCUUGGUGUCGUCAACGCCUAUCUCAACAGCAUCAACACGGACAUUGCCACCAAAUGCAGGAUCCGCACGUACCUCGACCUCAUCAAGAUGCGUGCAAAGGGCGAGCUUGUCACUCCCGCCACUUGGAUCCGCAACUUCUUCACUGCACACCCAGAGUACAAGGGCGACUCAAUGGUCACGGACGGCAUGCAAGCCGACCUUGUUGCUGCUGUCGACGCCAUUGAGAAGGGCACACUGGCCGCGCCGGAGCUGCUCGGCAAGGACUAUAUCGGCUCGGGCCAGGAGUGCUUUUAA